AUGAAUCGACUUAGAUUGUUGAGGAAUUUGACAAUUCCUAAAUUAUUCAGCAGAAUUACCUCUUUAGCUCUACCUUAUUUUAUUUAUAAUAACUAUCGUAAUAAUCCUAUACAUUGUUCUAAUGAAGGUAAAUCAUAUUUUCAUAAUACUUUCUAGUUCGAAUAAUGAAUUAAUAAAUCUAUGUUCAAAAUAUUCUUGGAAAUAGAAAAGAUUAUUUUUUCUUAGUCAUUUACAAAGAAGAAGUAGAUGGAGGAUAUGGAGAAAAAUAAGCUAUUGAAGCAGCCAAAAAAUUGUAUUAAAUUGCUCAUAAACUAUAAAUUAAAUGUAUUUUAUUAUUUUAUCUAGGUCAUGUUUAUAUUAUAUCUAGACCUUCAUUAAAAUCUAUCUCUUAAGUAAUUCAGAGAACUAAAAAUUUAAAGAUUUAUGAACCUGAUGAUUUAAAAUAAAUUGAAAUCUUUUUUAAGACUCCUCAUUCUGAUGAUUAUGUUUACUUUCCUUUUAAAAAACACAACUUUUAUCAAUAAUCUAAAUAAAAUAAAAUAUUGUAAUACCUAUUAAUCACAAUAGAACACGAGUUUCGAGAUUCUUUGAUUUGUGCUAAAAUGUUACAACUAAAGAAUAAUUAGAACAAAUUAUCCUAGAAAGCUAAUAUUAAUUAGACUCUCCUGUUUUUAUUAAGUCUAAUAGCAAUGAUGCCUAACUUAAAUAAUUUAAAAAAAUUGCCUUUUAGUUUUUGGAGAGAAAAACUGUAAAUAUAAAUUCUAAAUUCCUCAUUAUUGAUGAUAAAGAAUUAUGUUAAUCUUUAGAAUUAAAAGAUGAUGAUAUUUUAUUGUUGAGAAAUGAUAUCUUGUAAAAAUAUUAAAAUUGCAUUAUCAAUGAAUAAGAUCAAAUUAUACCCCAAUUAAUAACUAAGACUUAACUUGCCAAUUUAAAAUAUGAAUCAUUUAAUGAAUGGAGAUUAAAUAAUAAUAAUACUCUCAUAUAAGAUACAACCACAGAUAAAAAGAAAUUAAAAGAACAAUUCUCCUUUGAUCUACAACAAUUUAGUUUACCUCGAGUUUUAUAUUUGAAGAACAGCAGAAAGUCUAAUAUAGCAGCAUUUGUUAGAAAAAUCCAAAACCCUUAAAACCCAAAAGGAAAAUUAGUAGUUAGCUUACAAUUAGAUCCUAAACAUUAAAAUAGAUUAGAUGUAAAUUUACUUUUUAUUUAUUUAAAUAGAAUCAUCAAAGAAUAUCUUUAUUUUUUAAACUUUAUCAAUAAUACAAUGAUAAAUUUGAAUUUUUAAUAUCAGCGACUAAUCAAUUAGAAGAAUUGAUGCCUCACUUAAAUAAAUUUUAAAGUAAGUUUGUUCUUUUUAAUAUUUAUAAUCAAAAGACUUAUACUAAAUAAUUAUUUCCAUAAACUGCCAAAUAUUAUGAAAAAUAUUUCCUUAAAGACACAAACUUUGUUGAACGAUUUGAUGUUAUAAGCUAAUAAUUAGAUAAAUUGCUUUCUUAAGAUCCAGAAAGUAGAAUCGAAAAUAUUGACUAUUUAUCUUAAGAUCUUGAUAAGAUUAAAGAAAUUAAUUUAGAUUAUUUUGAUUUCCUUUAAAGCAACAAAAAUAACAAUAAACAAAUAAUUUUAUAUUAUUAGAAUGAUGCAAUGACAGAAGUUUUACUCACUGUUUUGAAAGAUAUUGAAACAAAGUAAAUAUAAUACUCUAUUUAAGUUUUAAUAUUUAUACUUUAUCUAGUCUAAACUAGAUUCCAGCACUUUAUUCUUCUUUUCCAAAUUAGAAUGUUUUGAUAUUAAAUGGUACUGCUGUAGGAUUCCCAAAUACGAUUGAUGUAGAUGUAAAAGAAUUAAAAAAAUAAGUAGAAAAUUUGAUCAAACAAUAUUUAUGA
Molecule: messenger RNA, 1883 nt
Organism: Paramecium sonneborni
Lineage: Eukaryota; Ciliophora; Oligohymenophorea; Peniculida; Parameciidae
Source: the annotation of a GenBank genome assembly